Morus notabilis is the source of this 2233-nucleotide messenger RNA. RefSeq names its product riboflavin biosynthesis protein PYRR, chloroplastic. Gene Ontology annotation, molecular function: 5-amino-6-(5-phosphoribosylamino)uracil reductase activity; NADP binding; diaminohydroxyphosphoribosylaminopyrimidine deaminase activity. Gene Ontology annotation, biological process: riboflavin biosynthetic process. The record is from RefSeq and is a predicted model, not a curated record. Lineage: Eukaryota; Viridiplantae; Streptophyta; Magnoliopsida; Rosales; Moraceae. Bases 115 to 1929 code for a protein of 604 amino acids. The transcript is spliced from 9 exons.
AGUCUGCGUAUUAUCAUACACUCUGUGAUCAGCGCUCUCAUAUCCUUACCAGCUGCCACUUAACAGAGUCCAGUCCGUACAACUUUUAUCUGUUUUGGCUUCUUCUAAGUUCCAAUGGUGUUGUCUUUGGGACUUGCACCCUACGCCUCUACCAUUCUCUGCAAAUCCGCUUCUCACGACAGCGCCGCUUUCAACUCCAACACCUCCUCCUCCGCCGCAAUUCCCCACGCGCAGGAUGCCGGUUUCAUCCGACGCGCCGCCGAGCUCGCCGACCUCUCCGCCGGCUUCACUUCCCCUCACCCCAACUCCGGCUGCGUCAUCGCCACUCCCUCCGGCUCCGUCGCCGGCGAGGGCUUCCUCUACGCCCAGGGCACCAAGGCCGCCGAGGUCCUCGCCGUCGAGGCCGCCGGCUUGUGCUGCCGACGCUCCACCGCUUACCUCAACAUGGAACCCGGUGACUGCCACGGCGAUCACGCCGCCGUCUCCGCCCUCGUCGAGGCAGGGAUUGAGAGGGUUGUGGUUGGAAUUAGGCAUCCUCUGCAACAUCUCCGAGGCAAUGCUGUUCGCGCAAUGAGAAGUCACGGACUUCAGGUUGAUGUUCUUGGAGAGGAUCUCAAAAGCAAAAUCAUCGAGGAAGCUCGAAAAUGUUGUCUUCUGGUCAAUGCUCCUUUAAUUUGCAGAGCUGCUUCUCGAGUCCCCUUUUCUGUUCUCAAGUAUGCAAUGACUCUUGAUGGAAAAAUUGCUGCUAGUAGUGGACAUGCGGCAUGGAUUAGCAGCAAAAAGUCUAGAAGUCGAGUUUUUGAACUCCGGGGUAGGAGUGAUGCUGUUGUCGUUGGAGGAAAUACAGUGCGUAGGGACAAUCCGAGAUUAACUGCAAGACAUGGAGGUGGGCAUAUGCCUACGCGGAUUGUAAUGAGUCAGACUCUUGAUCUUCCCGAGGAAGCGAAUCUUUGGGAUAUGUCCGAGGCGUCUACCAUAGUUGUGACGCAAAGGGGUGCUAGAAGGAGUUUCCAGAAACUUCUUGCUUCAAAAGGAGUUGAAGUAGUGGAGUUUGACAUGUUAAACCCCCGAGAUGUAAUGGAAUAUUUUCAUGAUCGUGGGCAUCUUUCAGUUUUGUGGGAGUGUGGAGGGACAUUAGCAGCAUCUGCUAUUCAAUCUGGAGUAAUACACAAGGUUUUUGCAUUUGUUGCUCCCAAAAUCAUAGGUGGUAAACACGCCCCUUCUCCUGUAGGUGAACUGGGGAUGGUUGAGAUGUCACAAGCUUUGGAUUUGAUUGAUGUUUGUUAUGAGCAGGUUGGACCUGAUAUGCUUAUUAGUGGGUUUCUCCAGCCUAUACCAGAUCUAACACCGGUUAUCCCAUCAGUCGAAGAAACUUACGCGAUUGAUCCGAAUGUCACUCCAUAUGAACCAAAAAUCAUAUUCUUCUUUAAAACCUGGGACCUCUACGGUGCUUUGUCAAAUUUCUCUCCUCAUCCAAUUCAGAUGCCUGAUGACAAUGACGGUUAUUCCACUUGGUUAAGUGUGGAACAUUACUACCAGGCUCACAAGUUUGUCGGGGUUGAUGACCCUCUGGCUCAAGAAUGUGUUGCAAAAAUAAAGGCUGCUAAAAGUCCAGAGGAGGCAGCAAGAAUAGGAAGGUCAAUGCAGCGGAAACGACCAGAUCUGAUAAGAUCUGAUUGGGAAAGUGUCAAGAUUGAUGUUAUGUAUAGGGCUCUGAAAUGCAAGUUCUCUAUUUAUCCACAUUUGAAUUCUAUGCUGCUCUCUACCGCGGGAUCCGUUCUUGUUGAAGCUUCACCACAUGAUCUUUUCUGGGGUGGAGGCAGGGACGGAGAAGGUUUAAAUUAUUUAGGCAGGCUUUUGAUGCAAUUAAGAUCAGAAUUUCUCGGUGAGUCUCAAGCAUCUAGCCAGAGCUCUAUCAUUACUGUAUAGCAGAAGCAAAAAGAAGCUAGUAAAGUCGAUGUAUGAGUCCAUCUUGUAACCUUAGAAUCGCCACAACAGAAUAAGAAUUUCCAUCUGGUGCAAAUAUUCUAGGUUUUGAUACUAGUGUAAUGACAUGGAGAGAGGUUUCGAUUGCUUUUGUGUGUGUCAGAAAAAGACUCAAAAACGCUUGGGCCUUGCCACUUUUGAAGUCUAGUUAUUCAUCUGUACCGAUUUUAUAUGCAAUUUAGUGAUAAAUUUUACACAGAAAUGACAUAUUCGAAUACGGAUUAUUUAAAAGUCGUAUUCCUCUAAU